Molecule: messenger RNA, 1779 nt
Organism: Synchytrium microbalum
Lineage: Eukaryota; Fungi; Chytridiomycota; Chytridiomycetes; Synchytriales; Synchytriaceae
Exons: 5
Coding region: 1-1779 (592 amino acids)
Biological process (GO): 'de novo' NAD+ biosynthetic process from L-tryptophan
Cellular component (GO): cytoplasm
Molecular function (GO): metal ion binding; indoleamine 2,3-dioxygenase activity; heme binding
Source: RefSeq, a predicted model, not a curated record
AUGCCAGUAAGAGAUGGAGCGAUACCGGACCCUGCUCAGUAUGAUAUUCACCCAAUAACUGGGUUUUUGCCAUCUGGUCCAAAUCCAAUCUCUCGCCUUCCCGCUUACUUUGAACCUUGGGAAGUCAUCUUGGAUCGGCUGUCUGCUCUCCUUCUAGCUGGAAGACUGAGGGAAUCUGUCAAGAAGCUCCCGAUACUAGAUGCAAAGCAAUUAGAUCAUCAUAGAGAGUGGCAGAGAGCAUAUGUCGUCUUGGCUUUUAUUGGUCAAGCUUAUAUCUGGGGAAAGAAUGAGGAGGCUGAAGACAUACUUCCAGAAUCUGUCGCUGUGCCAUACGUCAUGGUGUGUAAUCGACUAGGCUUGAAGCCAGUCCUGUCAUACGCUGCUGUCGUGCUAUAUAAUCACUAUCUCAUUGAUCCUGAAGGACCAUUGGAUCUGAGCAACUUUGGUGUAAUGCAUACCUUCUCAGGUGGUAUGGACGAAGCAUGGUUUUACCUAGUUAGUAUAGCCAUAGAAGCUGCUGGUGCUCCAGCUAUACCCGCAAUGAUCAACGCCAUGCAUGCAGUCGUAAACAGGAACAUCCCAGCUCUAGAAACCAACCUAUUGAUUAUCGCUCAAGCUAUUGAACGAAUCAAUGAAACUCUAGUGGCAAUGUACGAGAAGAACGAUCCCCACAUCUUCUUCCAUCGAGUACGACCCUAUGUUGCUGGAUGGGAACAUACUCCUGAAAUGCCACUUGGACUGUUUUAUGAAGGUGUUGUGGUCGAUUUUGAAGAAAAGGAUGGUUUUAUGAGCAGUGGAGGGGUUACUGGUACGGCUAGUCAGAAUGGAUCUAGGCCUGGAUCACCACUACCAACCAAACAAUCACCUGUAUUAUACAACAAUAUGACGAAUGGAACGUUUAAAUUCCCUGGAGGACACAUCCAUAGUAGUAAACACCGUAAACUACCAAACCCAUUAGACGAAGUUCCACAACACGAAGACCACGGUGUUGUAGGAUGGGUCAAAGCCGACCCACCAUCACCAGGUAAAAUAGGGACAUGGGGCAAAUGGGCUGGGGCAAGUGCAGGUCAAUCAUCCUUACUUCAUGCUCUGGAUGUAGCACUUGGUAUUGAUCACUACCCAACACGACCUGUAACUGCUUCCGAGACAAAUCAACACGAUCCUGGAGUCAUACCACCUAGAAACACACCGGGACAUUUACCACCUUCUUCCUCAUUGUCGAAUCUCUUAAAUAAUAGUAAUAAUAGUUUAAUUAAUGGACAUCACCCUCAUGGUAGUAGUAACGGUACCAGCAACCAUACCUCACCAAUAACCCCAUCACCAGGCAGCGCCAUAAACCACAUCCACGAAAUGAGAAAGUACAUGCCAGGAGCCCACCGUGAUUUUAUCUAUGCACUAGGUCGAGCACCAUCCAUCCGCUCCUUUAUCCAAGAACUAGGAGCAUACACUUCCCUCGGAAUGGAAGCUGAACGAUUAUUCAACCGAUGUGUCGAGGGACUCCGUAUAUUCCGAGACAUGCAUUUCAAGAUUGUGACGGUGUAUAUCAUCAUUCAGGCGUCCAAGAAGAAGGAGGCUGGAGUUGGAAGUCGACCGAAUCCCGCCAAAGGUGGUGCUAGUAGUGGGAGUGCCGGUGGAAGUAAUAGUGGAGUUGUAUCUGAUAAUGCUAGUCUCAGAGUACGACAGACGCUUAUUGCGAGGGGUACGGGAGGGACGGAUUUGGCACCGUUCUUGAGACAGAGUCGGACGGAGACUGCUCAGGCCAGGCUUGGGGCUGGGUGA